AGCUGGCUCUGCUCUCUCAGUCUUGCGCUGUGACUGUGUGCGCUGAGCUUUACAGAGAGACACAGAAGAGAGAGAGAGAGCAACAGAAGAGUGCCUAGGGCUUCACCAAGCUUUAGUUGAGUUUAAUUUUCAGCCAAGUUACUAUUUAAAAGUCAGAGAGGAAUAGCGCACAACAUCUAGGAGAUAAACCACAGGAACAGAACAAGCACACUUUGAAAGUGAAACAGUGAGUGGAGUGGACACUCAUGGUCAUCACCUAACGCUGUGGCUGCUUCACCAGGAGAGAUGUGAUCGUUGUGUGGUUCACAUGCGCUGACUUAUUCAACACACAGACACACCUGCUCCAUCCUCAGGUGGCGCUCCAAAGGACUGGAUUGCUGAAACAACACAGUGUUUACCAGAGGCCACUGGACUGCACACAGCCAGGGAAGAACAUGGACUACCUGUGGGGGAUUGUACUGCUGCUGUGGGCGCUCGGGGUGCUGGAGAGAGGAACCGACGCACAGAGGAGCAAGAACAACAUACCCAGACUCAAACUCUCAUAUAAAGAAAUGUUGGAGUCCAACAACCUGCUUACUUUCAAUGGACUGGCCAACAGCUCUGCCUAUCACACCUUUUUAUUGGAUGAGGAGAGAGGUCGGCUUUUUGUAGGGGCAAAAGACCAUGUGCUGUCCUUCAACUUGGUGGACAUCAAUAUGGACCAGCAACUGAUAUCCUGGCCUUCUUCACCUUCUCGACGAGAUGAAUGCAAGUGGGCUGGGAAGGACGUCCAGAAGGAGUGCUCUAACUUCAUAAAGGUUCUGCAGCCGUUUAAUCAGACGCACUUGUAUGUGUGUGGAACAGGAGCCUUUCAUCCCGUCUGUGCUUAUGUGGAAGUGGGCAAACGCCCGGAGGACAACAUUUUUCGGCUAGGGUCGUCAAACUUUGAAAAUGGCCGUGGAAAGAGUCCCUAUGACCCCAAACUGCUGACUGCUUCCAUGCUGAUCGAUGGGGAACUGUAUGCUGGGACAUCAGCAGACUUCAUGGGCCGGGACUUUGCCAUUUUCCGAACUUUAGGCAAGCACCAUCCAAUCAGAACAGAGCAGCACGACUCCAGAUGGCUAAACGAUCCUAGGUUUGUCAGUGUGCAUCUCAUCCCAGAGAGUGACAACCCUGAAGAUGACAAGAUCUAUCUGUUCUUCAGAGAGAAUGCCAUUGAUGGGGAGCAAAUCAGCAAAGCCACACAUGCCAGAAUCGGACAGCUAUGCAAGAACGACUUUGGAGGCCACAGGAGUUUGGUGAACAAAUGGACCACCUUCCUAAAGGCUCGUUUAAUCUGUUCCGUUCCUGGCCUGAAUGGCAUCGACACACACUUUGAUGAACUACAGGAUGUUUUUCUCAUGAGCUCCAAGGAUCCUAAAAACCCUAUUAUCUAUGCUGUAUUUACAACAUCCAGUAACAUCUUUAAGGGCUCAGCGGUAUGCAUGUACAGUAUGGCAGAUAUCAGGAGGGUGUUUCUGGGCCCGUAUGCCCAUCGAGAUGGACCCAACUACCAAUGGGUACCAUUUUUGGGUAGAGUGCCAUACCCAAGACCUGGCACGUGCCCCAGCAAAACGUUUGAUGGUUUUGAGUCAACAAAGGACUUUCCUGAUGACGUUAUCACAUUUGCCAGAAGCCAUCCGGCCAUGUACAACCCAGUGUUCCCCAUCAACAACCGUCCAAUCAUAAUCAAAACUGAUGUUGACUACCAGUUCACUCAGAUAGUGGUGGACAGGGUAGAGGCAGAGGACGGCCAGUAUGAUGUCAUGUUUAUCGGCACUGACAUGGGCACAGUUCUUAAGGUGGUUUCAAUCCCUAGAGGAACAUGGCAUGACCUUGAGGAAGUCCUGUUGGAAGAGAUGACUGUGUUCAGAGAACCAACAGCCAUUACUGCCAUGGAGCUCUCCACAAAGCAGCAACAACUCUAUCUUGGAUCCACCAUUGGGGUUUCUCAGAUGCCUCUGCAUCGCUGUGACGUGUACGGGAAGGCCUGCGCUGAGUGCUGUCUGGCACGUGAUCCUUACUGUGCCUGGGAUGGCUCACAAUGUUCACGAUACUUCCCAACUGCUAAGAGGAGAACGAGGCGUCAGGAUAUCAGGAACGGAGACCCUCUGACUCAAUGUUCAGAUCUGCAACACCACGAUGAGGCAGAUGGCGAGAGAGGUUUGCUGGAUAAAAUGGUAUAUGGGGUUGAGAACAGCAGCUCUUUUCUGGAGUGCAGUCCUAAAUCCCAACGUGCCCUUAUUUACUGGCAGUUUCAGAGACAUGGAGAGGACCGCAAACAAGAGAUAAAGUCCGAUGAGCGGGUGUUGGGCACAGAACAGGGUCUGUUGAUCCGAACCCUCCAUCAGAAGGACUCGGGUGUAUAUUACUGCCACGCUGUCGAGCACGGCUUCAUCCAGACCCUCCUCCGCCUCACCCUCAACGUCAUUCCCGCAGAACACCUGGACGAUCUCCUGCACCGAGACACGCCCGACAGCAAUGAUCCGGCCAACGGCAAGAUGUGGUACAGGGACUUCCUGUCCCUCAUCAACCCUCCGAGCCCGAACAGCGUCGACCAGCUCUGCGAACAGGUUUGGAAGAGAGAACGGAAACAGCGCAGGCAGAAAGCCAAUCUGCUGCACUCCAGCCAGUCACACGCCAGCCAGCUCCUUCACUCCAGCCAAUCACAUGCCAGUAAGUGGAAGCUGCUACAGGAAAACAAGAAAGGACGCAACCGCAGGACCCACGAGAUGCAGCGGGCACCCCGCAGCGUGUGACCUGGACGCCAAAUAAAAAGGAUGGGGACAUCCAACAGACUUCUUCUGUUCCACAGACAUAACGCUGAGACUGAAAACUGGAAGAGCGGAAUUCCACUUCCUGUAGUGUGUGUGCGAGAGAGAUUUACUUGUGAACCAGAGCACAUCUUCAUUCACACCUACAGUACGUAUUGAGACUCGAACCCUGAGAGGACGUAAUGUGAUGCUAACAGAUACUGAAAUACCUGUAAAUAUGACAUAAAUACAAAAAUAUACUGUGAGACAGGUUUCAGUCUGUAUAAAAACCCUGUUUCAUUUUAUGAGGGACAAAACAUGGAUGCUGAAAGACCACUGUUUAACCUCCAUUUAGCUGAAGCACAACCCCAGCGCAUUCUGGGUAAUGAACUUGUCAGUAAUAUUAUGUGUAUAGUGUUGUUGACCUUAACAUAUACUGUAUAUCUUUGUAUCAGAACUGUAGGCCCUUCUGUUUAUGUACGUAUCCAUUAAUUAAGGUAUUGCUUCGUUAUGGUUUAUUCUUCUUUUCCCCCCGCUUUCCGUCUUCCUCCUUGUGUUUUCUACUUUCAUCUGCUGCGAAAGCAAUGCCUCAGCAAAUCCAUUAAUGGAACUGUUGUUCCUCUGAAUAAGCUCUUCCUGACAAGAAAAAAAAAAAACAAACAACUAAAAAUCUUUUCUGCUAUUUUUUUAGAUUAAUAUUUAAUUUUGUACUGUGCCAGAGUAUAUCUAAAAUAUUACAUAAUAGUUUUAUUUUAUUAUUUGUUGUAAACCACUGCAUUGUGAGGGUACACAAGUCCUCUUCACUAUAACUUUUCCUCCUCAGUUAAGUUAUUUGUUGACAUGAUUUAAUCUAUGUUCACAUUCACGUUUAUAUAAAAGUAUGUGAAAUAUCGUGGCUUUUAUUAAGGAGUACUGCCAUUAUGAUCCUUUUUGAUAAGUUUGUUGCACAUAUUUGGGAAAUACUGGUUUUCACUACAUUUACAAAAGACAAAUACAAAUCAUUUUUAAAAGACCAAUGUACACUACCACUAUGGAGACGCAGGGUACGUUUACACGACAACGAUAUGCUUAAAAUAGAGAAGUUUUUCCCUUGAGUUUUCCGCGUACAGACGACACCAUUGUCAAAACAAUCCCCAUUCAAACGAAUCCAUGAAAAUGUCAUCGUUUCCACAUGUUUUUGUUGUUUACAUGAGACCGUUUUCAAAAACUUGCACUUUGAAGUUUGCGUUUUCAGGCCACCAAAACUCCGUUGGCAUGUAAAUAAACGGCCAAAAUGCAUAAAAAGUUUCAGUUUUUAUUUGAAAACGGUGUCGUGUAAAUGGCCCCUAAAUGAGUGUUUUCAGCUGAAGAAUAAUUCUGUUUAACGGCAUAAAUUCAUUAUUCUUUUUUAUUGAUGACCUUUGUAACUGCUAAAGAAGAAAUACAGGUUCUAGUGUUUAUAUUUUAUUUUUUUGAUUUUUAAAAUCCAUCUUUUUUAUGUGACACUCAAGCCCAUAUUUGAAGUCAACAUAAAGUUACUAUGUCCCAUUUUGUUACUAUAAUGUGACAAUUUUGAUUAAAACAGCAUAUUUUUUUUAAAUAAAUUUUAUUCCCAGGGAAUUAACUGACUUAUGAAACUCUCAAACUUGCUCUAUGUGACAAAAGCUGAGUAAGACUGAACCAAUGGGUGGCACCAUUGUUUCAAUCCGCCUCACUUUAGGAUUUUAAAAUGUUCUAAGUCGCUAAUAAAUUAUACAUAUGAAUUACAUUUUGUGUAUGUAUGCAUGUAUAUGUAAUAUAUAUAUUCUUUAAAAUGUAAUUAAUAGGGACUUUAUUUGAGACAUCUCUAAGGCAUAUAUAUAUAUAUAUAUAUAUAUAUAUAUAUAUAUAUGCCUUAGAGAUAGAGCAAGUUAUUACAUUUUGAUGAGAGAUUACGAAAACAAACUUUUUAAUUUUUUUGGGAAUAACUUAUGGACUGAUUAUGAUUAAGUAAAUCAUAAGUAAAUAGGGUUGAUUUUGAUUUUAUGUUGACUUUAAACAUGCAAGGACAAGGGAGGACAAAUUUACAACUGUUAUAUAAUAUACUGUGCCUGUCCCUCGGCUGAGGAAAGGACAGCUGCGUGACUAAAACUGCUGGGAUCAGAGACAGAACACAGCAUGGGACAAGGCUCCUUGACUCCUUGAGAAGUCCCACUUUCACCCCUCCCACUGAAUUAGUUUUAGCUAGACGUUUUUGCCCCCUAUUGUUGAGACCAUGCAUACACUCACACCUACAGCACACGUAUAUCUGAAUGUAGCUGUGAACAUAUAGACUAUUUAUGAAAAAAUGGUCCAAAAUAUAUGCCACUGUGUACAAACUGCAUGUGAAUUUACAGCACCACUCACUUCUAUACUCGUUUACAGUAGCUGUUCUUGUUAAUGAGUGAUUUGUCUGGCGUUGGAUUCCAGGUGGUGCUUUAAAUAUUCUGUUAUUCAUGACAGAUGGUGUUAUCAACAGGCAUAACUUCUGCCUGAUAAACUCUCUCCCAUUGUAGCUAAAUAUAUAACCAACAGGAAACCGCUGUAAACUAAAGGAUUUCAAAUGCAAAACUUAAAAGUAUGAACUUGAUUGGUCAGCUCUGUUGGAUGGACCUUGGGCAGAAAAGGACUGAACUGGAAAUGGGGGACAAAGACAUGAAAAUGCUGCUGUAAAUUAUUCAUUUCUGGCAUGCAUUCUGCUGUUCAAAUAAAUGUCUCUUCUAAAGAACCUGUUUUAGAGGAGUGGACCGCUG
This is a messenger RNA of Ctenopharyngodon idella (grass carp), 5521 nucleotides long. It is a transcript of the gene sema3ab, whose product is annotated as sema domain, immunoglobulin domain (Ig), short basic domain, secreted, (semaphorin) 3Ab. Gene Ontology annotation, molecular function: neuropilin binding; semaphorin receptor binding; chemorepellent activity. The transcript is spliced from 17 exons. Gene Ontology annotation, biological process: positive regulation of neuron migration; neural crest cell migration; negative regulation of axon extension involved in axon guidance. NCBI's taxonomy places the organism in Eukaryota, Metazoa, Chordata, Actinopteri, Cypriniformes, Xenocyprididae. The coding region runs from base 435 to 2777 and encodes 780 amino acids. The record is from RefSeq and is a predicted model, not a curated record.